Knipowitschia caucasica is the source of this 783-nucleotide messenger RNA. The record is from the annotation of a GenBank genome assembly. Lineage: Eukaryota; Metazoa; Chordata; Actinopteri; Gobiiformes; Gobiidae.
AUGCAGAUGGGUUCCAUGCUGGUCUCUGAAAACUUCACAUCCGUCAGUCUGGACCAGACCCUGGACCAAACCCUUGACCGAACCAUGGACCAGACCCUGGACCGGACCUUGGAGAGGACUCUGGACCAGCACAGUGUCUCGUCUGAGAGCGAGGAGGAGCCCACAGACGGCCUGAGAACGGAGGCGAUGCGACAUCACCACCCCCUGGUCUUCUCUUUGUCUUCAGAGAAAGAAUACGAGCUGUACAAGAACACGGACAUCAGACCUCCGUUCACCUACGCCACCCUCAUCCGACAGGCGAUCAUGGAGGCCGCAGACAUGCAGCUCACUCUGAACGAGAUCUACAACUGGUUCACCGGGACUUUUGCUUAUUUCAGACGCAACGCAGCAACAUGGAAGAGCCUCCUGCAUCAGAAGGAACCAAUCAGACCCUCCUGCAUCAGAAGGAACCAAUCAGACCCUCCUGCAUCAGAAGGAACCAAUCAGAGCCUCCUGCAUCAGAAGGAACCAAUCAGACCCUCCUGCAUCAGAAAGAACCAAUCAGAGCCUCCUGCAUCAGAAGGAACCAAUCAGAGCCUCCUGCAUCAGAAAGAACCAAUCAGAGCCUCCUGCAUCAGAAGGAACCAAUCAGAGCCUCCUGCAUCAGAAAGAACCAAUCAGAGCCUCCUGCAUCAGAAGGAACCAAUCAGAGCCUCCUGCAUCAGAAAGAACCAAUCAGAGCCUCCUGCAUCAGAAGGAACCAAUCAGAGCCUCCUGCAUCAGAAAGAACCAAUCAGAGCCUAG